AUGACGGCUAAAAAACAAGAACAUCUACCAGUAGUACCAGUUGAAAAUAAGGAAUCUGAAACUGUUGAAUUGAAGAGACGAUUAACUCUUUGGAAUGGUGUUGCCAUUGUUGUUGGCUCCAUUAUUGGAUCAGGAAUAUUUGUGUCUCCAAAAGGUGUACUUGUCGAGGCCGGUUCGGUUGGGUUAUCUAUUAUAGUAUGGGCAGGUUGUGGUAUCAUAUCAUUGGUGGGUGCGUUAUGUUAUGCUGAAUUAGGAACUACCAUUACUAGAUCAGGUGGUGAUUAUGCCUAUAUUUUAGAGGCUUUCGGACCUUUUCUUGCCUUCUUACAACUAUGGGUCAAUUUGAUAAUCAUAAGACCCACAGCUCAAGCCAUAGUAGCAUUAACAUUUGCCUAUUAUUUUCUACAACCUAUAUUUGAUACAUGUGAUCCACCAGAUGAUGCUGUUAGAUUAUUAGCUGCAUUAUGUAUCACUUUAUUAACUUUUAUCAACGUCUACAGUGUGAAAUUAGCUACCAGAGUACAAGAUUUCUUUACAAUAGCUAAAUUAUUAGCUUUGAUAUUUAUUAUCAUUGCUGGAGUGGUGAUGAUGGCUCAAGGUGAGGUCGAAUAUUUUAAAAAUCCUAUGAAAGGAACCUCUACAGAUGUUGGUAAAAUUUCAUUAGCCUUCUACUCAGGACUCUUUGCUUAUGCUGGAUGGAAUUUUUUAAAUUUUGUAACAGAAGAAUUAAUAAAUCCAUUUGUAAAUUUACCAAGAGCCAUCUAUAUAUCAAUACCUAUUGUAACCAUAGUUUAUGUUUUGGCUAAUGUAGCCUACUUCACUGUUGUAUCACCCUCUGCUAUGUUAGCGUCAAAUGCUGUCGCUGUUACAUUUGGUGAAAGAAUUCAUUAUUCAUUAAAAUACAUCAUACCUAUAUUUGUGGCACUCUCUACAUUUGGAGGUGUCAAUGGUCUACUCUUUACUUCAGGAAGAUUAUUUUUCGUUGGAGCUAGAGAAGGUCAUUUACCUGAGUUGUUAUCUAUGAUACAAUUACAGAAAUACACUCCCUUUCCUGCCAUGUUAUUUACGGAUGGGUGGAUGGGUGGUAUGUCUGUAUUGAUGUUGAUAUCUAAAGAUAUAUAUUCACUCAUUAAUUAUAUGAGUUUUGUACAAUGGCUAUCUGUUGGUGGCUCUAUCUUUGGGAUGUUGGUUUUACGAAAGACUAAACCUAAUAUGGAACGACCAAUCAGGAUGCCUACUUUUAUACCAGUAUCAUUUUUGAUAGUAGUUAUAUUUUUAUUAAUUGUACCAUUAUAUGCUGCACCAUAUGAUACUGGUAUGGGGGUACUAAUAGUAUGUUCUGGUAUACCAGUGUAUAUAUUAGGUGUUAUGUGGAAAAAGAAACCUGUGGCCUUUACUAAUUUUGUUUACAAUAUAACGAAGAAGAGUCAGAAGUUAUUUUUGGUGGCGUCAGAAGAUCAAUCAAAAUGUAGUUAG
Messenger RNA from Lottia gigantea (owl limpet), 1476 nucleotides. RefSeq lists its product as hypothetical. The transcript has 15 exons. Gene Ontology annotation, cellular component: membrane. Gene Ontology annotation, molecular function: L-amino acid transmembrane transporter activity. The record is from RefSeq and is a predicted model, not a curated record. The coding region runs from base 1 to 1476 and encodes 491 amino acids. Lineage: Eukaryota; Metazoa; Mollusca; Gastropoda; Lottiidae. Gene Ontology annotation, biological process: amino acid transmembrane transport.